UAAUGGCCAGAUAAAAUAUAUAACCAGAGUGUCAAGAUGAAGAGGCAGAACGUCCGUACAUUAUCUUUAGUUGUCUGCACGUUUACUUAUUUACUAAUUGGAGCGGCGGUAUUUGACGCUCUAGAAUCAGAUGAAGAACUGCGUCGUGAUGGAAUGUUGCAAGAUUCAACCAAUGCCCUUAAACGAAAAUAUAAUAUUAGCGAGGAUGACUAUAAGAUGAUAGAGUUGGUGAUCAUUGAAUUUAAGCCGCACAAAGCCGGACCGCAAUGGAAGUUCGCCGGAGCUUUCUACUUUGCAACAGUUGUCUUAGCGAUGAUUGGAUACGGACAUUCGACGCCUGUGACUGCUGGUGGAAAGGCGUUUUGCAUGGGUUACGCCAUGGUCGGAAUACCAUUGGGAUUGGUGAUGUUCCAAAGUAUUGGCGAGCGACUCAACAAGUUCGCCUCAGUCGUCAUUAGAUACUUCAAGAAGUAUAUGAACUGCAAAAAGAUAGAAGCAACUGAGAUGAAUUUAAUGUUCGCAACUGGGAUGCUUUCGUCUAUUAUAAUAACAACUGGAGCGGCCGUUUUCUCUAGAUACGAAGGAUGGACGUACUUCGAUAGUUUCUAUUACUGUUUUGUAACUUUAACUACUAUUGGUUUUGGAGAUUAUGUCGCUCUUCAGAACGAUAAUGCGCUACAAAAUAAGCCCGGAUAUGUGGCUUUGAGCUUAGUCUUCAUACUAUUCGGUUUGGCCGUAGUUGCUGCAAGUAUAAAUUUACUCGUCCUCAGAUUCAUGACAAUGAAUGCUGAAGAUAUUAGACGGGAGGACAAUGAGCUGCAAUCGUCUUCCCAUCACGUUCUUACGCUGGAUGGUGAAGUGAUGGCUGUUAAUGGAAAGCUCUUGGCUGGACAUGCUUAUGGAGAUGAAGAGAUUUAUCGGGAUAUUGAUGGGAAUUCGGUGUGCUCGUGCAACUGUCUGGGUCUAAACCACGGUGAUAAUCAAGAAUUGCUGCUGGAUGAUUACCAUCCUUCGCAAACUGUUCUCAACUCAAAUCUGAGGGUCAAACGUGCAUCGGUUUGACAUCAGUAAGAUGACUGAUCAAUUAUUUUCGACAUAUUUAAAAAAUCAUAAAUAUUUUAUCUACUAAACAUUUUUGUAUUGC
This is a messenger RNA of Nicrophorus vespilloides, 1144 nucleotides long. RefSeq names its product two pore potassium channel protein sup-9 (gene Task7). Gene Ontology annotation, molecular function: potassium ion leak channel activity. The transcript has 4 exons. Gene Ontology annotation, cellular component: membrane. Bases 37 to 1062 code for a protein of 341 amino acids. Lineage: Eukaryota; Metazoa; Arthropoda; Insecta; Coleoptera; Silphidae. Gene Ontology annotation, biological process: stabilization of membrane potential; potassium ion transmembrane transport. The record is from RefSeq and is a predicted model, not a curated record.